This is a messenger RNA of Stegostoma tigrinum, 972 nucleotides long. RefSeq names its product small nuclear RNA activating complex, polypeptide 5 (gene snapc5). The record is from RefSeq and is a predicted model, not a curated record. Gene Ontology annotation, biological process: transcription initiation at RNA polymerase III promoter; transcription by RNA polymerase II. Gene Ontology annotation, cellular component: nucleus. Bases 234 to 545 code for a protein of 103 amino acids. The transcript has 4 exons. NCBI's taxonomy places the organism in Eukaryota, Metazoa, Chordata, Chondrichthyes, Orectolobiformes, Stegostomatidae.
GGUGCGGCCUGCCGUGUCGGGGGCGGGGUCUACCCUGAACAUAUCGCCGUAGAGAAGUCGUUACUGCGCGCGUGUGGUUGGAAGUGACGUUACUUCCUGGAAGUUGGCGGAGAUUGAGGCUGCUGAUGUUACAGAGAGUGCAAUGUACAAUCCACAGAAUCUUGCUGCACCAUUCUCCAUAAGGUGCAGUUAUUUCUCCUGCAGGUGAACGUUAAAACUCCGAAGGACUCAGAAUGCUCAGCCGACUGCAGGAGUUGAAGAAAGAAGAAGAAGCUCUACUGAAAGCCAAAACCACUCUACAAGAUCAGUUGAACCGACUCAAGGUAGAAGAGUUGGCCCUUCGCUCGAUGAUCAUGACUAGGGAAGAUGGCGAUGACAAUGACAAUGGUGGUCAAGCAGCUGAACCUGUAGAGUCCUCAAUGCAGGUAGAUGAUGCAAGUGUUAUCAAUCAAACCCAGCUUCAGCUGAGCACAUUACAGUCUGUUAGAAGUGCAUUGCAGGAAAAUGAGGAAGAGGAGGAGGAUGAAGAAGAAUGCAUCUCCUAAAUGGGUCAAUUUUCAGAAAAGAAUGCGAAGAAUUUGUACAAACAAAAUUUCAUUUUAAGGUGGAGUGUUGAACUGCACUUGUAUUCAGAGACUUCAUUCAUGUCAGAGCUCAGUUUUCAAUAUGUGCACUGGAAAGAUGGUCACCUCAGGGGACAGAUUCUGCCAUUUCUGAGCCUGCAGCUUGCUAACUACUAUGAUAUUGAGUGCAUUUGAAAUAGUUAUCCUCCUUGCUGUGGCUCUUACUUGAGAGAAGCAAAAAGAAACACUGAAGGUGAAAAGAAAAUGAGAACUUGUUACCUUUAUACAGCAAGUUAAGUGUCAUGAACAUUUUUGAUACAGCAAAACAUUGAACAAUUUUUGGAUUAAGAAAAUUUUAAACUGAAAUGCUGCAAUGUGGCUGAGCAAUAAAAGUAGACCGGAGAUUCCA